Molecule: messenger RNA, 1117 nt
Organism: Dipodomys spectabilis (banner-tailed kangaroo rat)
Lineage: Eukaryota; Metazoa; Chordata; Mammalia; Rodentia; Heteromyidae
Gene: Dmrtc2
Product: DMRT like family C2
Exons: 8
Coding region: 5-1117 (370 amino acids)
Biological process (GO): regulation of DNA-templated transcription
Cellular component (GO): nucleus
Molecular function (GO): sequence-specific DNA binding
Source: RefSeq, a predicted model, not a curated record
AUCCAUGGAUCCAAAGGAAACACCUGAUGCCCACCACUCCCCUGCUGACUCUGCUCCAAGGGGUGAGACCAGAGCUCCCCAGGGCAUGGAGCUUAUCCCCAGGAGAGCUGUGAGUCGCUCUCCGACAUGUGCCCGCUGCCGAAACCAUGGUGUCACUGCCCACCUCAAGGGCCACAAGCGACUCUGCCUCUUUCAGACUUGCGAGUGUCACAAAUGUGUCCUCAUUCUGGAGCGCCGGAGAGUCAUGGCUGCUCAGGUGGCAUUGCGUAGGCAGCAGGAGGCGCAGCUAAAGAGGCACCUGGCUCAGGGACUAGUGAGAGGGGCAGCUCCUUUUAAAGCACUGAGCCGAGUCAAGAAAGGAGCUGCUGGACCAGUAGUCCCCCCUGGAAAGGAGAACAUAGCCCCUCAGCCUCAGGGUUCCCAUGGGGCAGUCCCACUGGCACUGACACCCCCUGGGAAGGAGAACUGUGGGCCCCUGCUACUCAGCUGUCCCCCAGAAACCUUGCCUUUGCCCUGGACUCCAGUGCCUCCAGGCCCUUGGGGCCCUGGACACUGGCUGCCCCCAGGCCUUUCCAUGCCACCCCCAGUGGUGUGUCGUUUGCUGUGUCAGGAACCUGCUGUCCCUCUGCAUCCCUUCGCUGGCUUUGACCCUGGCACUUCCCUCCGCCUGCCUGCACACGGGCCCCUCCCGCCUUGCCCAGGAUCUCGAUCGGUACUGACCACUCCUCUUUCUGGAGAGCCUCAAGGACCCCCUAACCUGCCCCACACAUGCUCCACACUGAUACUCCAGUCAUGUGGUACCCCGGACACUCUCCUGCUGCAGCCACAGGCCCCUGGAGCCUCUCGCCUGGCCUGGACAUCUGCUUCCUCAGAGCGGCAGCUUCAGCGAGAGGCAGCUGAGGCCCUUGUGGGUCUGAAAGAUUCAUCCCAGGCUUCCCGCCUGACCCCUUCUGUCCCCCCCAAUCCUGCCUGGAUCUCCCUCCUCCACCCCUGUGGCCCACCAGCUCCCGCUGGAGGAAGAGGAUUCCAGCCUGUUGGCCCCUCUCUCCGACCCACCCCAGCUCCCUCCGUCUCUCUGCAUAUUGGGCGUCUGGGGUCCAUCUCCCUCCUGAGCUAG